CACAGACAUCUGGGAUCAGCUGUUUGUGUCAUCAUUUCCAGUGAUUAUCCGAAGAUAUAUACCUCGAUUCAUACCACACGUGAUUGAACUGCUUUGACAACUGGUGUGUCCAUCGACUACGAGACACAUCACCGGACAAUACCAUCCCAUUAGCGGAACCAAUCAUUAGGGCCGAAGAUGUCUUACUUCGACCGUAUGGUGAAUCUGUUCCGCAAGAAUGUGAACGAUUACCCCGUGUUUCAAGUGGUGGAAGUGAAGCCCGAAGACUACGUCCACUAUCAGGUGAUCGCCAGAGAGGAUCCGCUGUUCUGUUACGCCAAUCACAUCGCCAACAAUGAGAUCAACUACGAGAUCGUUGUCUUCAAAGACCUUCAAAGCAAAACCGCUUACAGCCUAAUUCGGUGUAAAGUGCGGACAGAAGUGGACACAUAUUUCAAGAGUUUUAGUGAAAAAUUACCGCAAAUACUACUGAUUUCGCCAAACAGUAUAACCAAUGAAUUUCUACAAGAAUUCUCCAAUUAUGUUAGAGAACACCUGAACCAGAGUUUGACCCACAUUUCGGCCUAUUUUGGUCUCAACGAGUUCUUCAGGCAACUGACGGCCGCCGACGAGGAGAUAAUCAACAAUCGGUGUCCCGAUUCGGGAAUGACUCCAUUGCAUAUUGCCGUACGGACGGGUCGUAUUGCCACCAUUCAGGCCCUGUUGGCGUACAGCGGGUUUGAGCUGCAGCACCUGUUGCUCUUGUUAUUACAGGACGAACUUCUAGUGAAUUCCCGAAAUCGGGACAACUUUCCGCCCCUAUAUCUCGCGUGUCAUAACGACAAACCCGAGUGUAUCAUCGAAUUGCUUAAGAACGGCGCCGACCCUAACGGCGCGGCCAUCGGCGCCGACGACGCGCCCGGCCUUCGAGAGUUGGACAACAAUAAGACAGUGUUUGACUCGUUGGACACGAAGGACAUGAAGAACGGCGGAACACCACUCCACUGGACGAAUACACCCUAUUGUAUGGAAGUGUUGAUAGAACAGGGAUGCGAUGUCGACGCCCGCAACUUCCAGAGCGAGACCGUACUCCACCUUAUGGUCAACCGAAACAAACUGUCGUGCGUUAUAACACUACUCAGCUAUGGGGCCGACGUGUCGGCCAAAGGCCCGAACGGCAACACUCCCCUCCAUCUGGCCGUGAAGGCGGGUCAGGUGGCACUCGUGCAGGCGAUGGUUGUGUUCGGCGCCGACAUGAAUGUGUCCAACUCUAGCGGCGAAACGCCCCGUCAUUUGGCCGCUUCGGCUAAACGCACGCCUCAAAUGGACCUUAUUUUAUAUGUGUUGCAUUCGGUGGGCGCCAAACGCUGUCCCACCAAUCGGUCCAACUGUACCGACGGCUGUUCGCAGUCUAAUGGCUCACAUUUUAACGGCAUUCCGCCCGAGAACUCCCCCUUCAAGAGAAGUGCCAAACUCUAUGACGAACUGUUGGGCGAAGUAGUGGUCAAAGAGGCGUUGAAUCGGAAAAAAUCCCAACAAAUGGAAGUGGAUUUUGAUAGCGAACCCAAGAAACGGUGCCGAGUGUUGAGCUUAGAUGGCGGAGGCAUUCGUGGUCUGAUUCUCAUCCAAAUCCUAUGGGUUUUGGAGAAAAUGACGAAUAAGAAGGCGUCCGAGUAUUUCGAUUGGAUGUCCGGCACCAGUACUGGAGGAAUAUUGGCUCUGUUGCUGGCGAUGGGAAACUCAGCGUCCGAUUGCCGUAAACUGUACUUUAAGUUAAAAGACAAAGUAUUUGUGGGUCUAAUGCGUCCGUACGAAUCGGAACCGUUGGAGAAAUUCUUACAGAAAGCGCUCGGAGAGGACACCCGUAUGAGUGACAUAAAGGAGCCGCGAAUUAUGCUAACGGCCACAGUGUCCGACCGUUUUCCGCCCGAUUUGCACCUCUUCCGCAACUAUGAGUCGCCGAACGAUAUCUUGGGAUUUAUCUCACGAGUAGAGCCCGUCUCUGAUAUGCCUAAACUCCAGGAGCAACUCGUCUGGAAGACUGCCCGCUCGUCGGGCGCCGCGCCAACAUAUUUCCGUCCAUGCGGUGCAUUCCUCGACGGCGGUCUUAUCUCUAAUAAUCCAACGUUGGAUACAUUGACAGAAAUUCACUCAAUUAAUAGAGCCCUUAAUGUUAUGAAUCGUAAAUCAGAAGAAUUGAAUGUAGAUAUAGUGGUGUCAUUGGGAACGGGAGCCAUACCUAUAAAACAGGGCCAAGUGAUCGACAUUUGCAGACCCGACUCCAUUAUGGGUGUGACGAAGACCUUAUUCUCCACUUCAGCGUUACUACAGCUUCUCAUUGAACAGGCCGCUCAGGCGGACGGACAGGUGGUGGAGAGAGCGAAGGCCUGGUGUUCGCAAAUCAAUAUUCCCUAUUUCCGUGUGAACCCUCCCCUCUCGGAGGACAUACCCCUCAAUGAGACCGACAACACAAAACUGGUGAAUAUGCUGUGGGAGACGACCGCAUAUGUGUAUAGCCUGGUAACUGAUCCGCUCGAGAAGAUGGGCCGACGAUCGAUAAAUACCACUAAAAGUGGUAAAUAUAUGAAUCCGACGGAUCAGCACAGGAAAGAGGCCCGAAAGCGGGAACUCCGGAAGAACAAGAAGCAACGGCUGAUCGUGAGAACCGCUGUAUUGAAGGGCAAAGAUCCGUAUCAGAUAAUCGCCGACAUGGAAAGACUGGAUCAGAUGGAGUACAACGUGUCGACUCCGCCGCCGCUCAACGAAAAGGUGCUGAAAGACAAGCGCCGGAAGAUGAAGGAGACGUGGGAUCGGCUGUUGAGGCUAUACGUGAGUGUCUGUUAUGAUCGGCGCUGUCGCCGACACCUCUUUGGGUGUCCGUCAGCUCUGCCGGCGAUUAACAAAGAAGAUCACCAGAGGUUUGUCGAAUUGAAGCGAAUGGAAGUGGAAUAUGAGGCCAAACGCAACCAAAUGAUGAAGUUUUACGAAUCAGUUAAAUCGGCUCAAGAGGUGACCAUUGAUGACAUACCGUUGCCGUCGGCGAUGCCGACUGAUCCCAACCUGUCCUCUGGUUUGGGUUCGGCGCCGAUGUUUCCCAACGAACACUCCAUUCCUCAGUCAAUACUAAAGCGGCCGCACAUGUCGUCCACACAUAUGGUGGGACCCCAUCGGACACCUCCCGGAGUACCGCCGGGUCCGCCACCGGUCCUCAGCGAUGGCGAAGACGAUAUCGACGACGAUAGCGAUGACGACGAGAAGGAACGCAAUAAAAGGAUCAGAUUUAGUGACGAUCCGAUCGCCACUGAAAAGGACUCCGAUGUCAAUGAGUUUCUUAAAGAGUUGGACCAAAUGGAGCAAAAGAGUGGUACGAGUAGUGAUGAUACGUCCAAAUCUAUGCAGUCGUUGCCGUCGGCGGUGAUCGCAUCUCUACCCACACCCGUCGCCGCCGCCGCCACUACUCAGCCACCACUUAACGCAAUGCCUCCGCCGCCGUCUCUCAUGACAAACAUACAGCCUUCUGGUCGGCCACCGGUUCCACCGCCGCAAAUGAUGCUCUUCAGGCCACCCGGACAUCAACCGGGAAUGCGUUCAUCAUCUCAACCGCCAAAUAUGGCCGGACUAAUGGUCGGUCGGCCACCAAUGGGUGGACCAAUGCCUGGGCCGCCACCGCCCGGCAGUAUGAGACCCGGCGGUCCGCCGCCGCACCGAAUGAUGGGCGGUCCGCGACCACCGCUUAUGGGACAACCCAUGAGACCGCCAAUGGGUCCGCCAUCGGGCGGGGGAUUCCCCGGCGCCGCGUCGGCACUAAUGCCCGGCAAACGUGACGAUAAGAAAGCGCACGUCGUGUCCGACAGAGCGACCAUUGAAGCCAAACCACAGCUUAGAAAUCUGAGCGCCGACGCGACCCGAUUCACACCCGUAGCUCUUCGCGUGAAACGCGACGACAAAGCGGUUAAGAAAUCAGCGUUCGCUCAAAGACGGGGUUUUGGCAGUGAUAUGAAGAGGUAUGCGAUGACCGGUCCGGACGACAGCAGCACUGGUCUGAAUGCGCCGACAAAAGGCGACGCUUACGACCAGUUCAUGAAAGAGAUGGAAAAUAUUCUUUUUUGCACCACUUGUGGCCACACGUGUACAGCACUGCCCGACGGGUCGCCGACCGACCGAAACCAGACAUCUCGCGAGAUAUACAUAGCGUUACCACACAUUCAACACCGGCGAUCGCGUGUUUUGACGGAUCCAUUGCCGCCAACCAAUUGGGUUGAGACCCGGUGUGUGUGUGUUGUCUGUGCGGACGGUGUGUCCAUUACUACCGCCUCCUCCCGAAGAACAGACAUUAAACCCAAACGAUGGGCUCAUAUAUCGAGCGGUUCCCGUUCUUCGCUACUCUUAUCGCACGUGGAAUUCGAGGCCAACGGCGACGAUGAGGACGACCUGAUGUCCCAAAAGACGUUGCAAUCGAAAUACAAUGUGUUAACAAAUGAUGGCAACAAUGGGUUGUUUGCCAAUAAUGUCUUAAACAACGACACCAUUAAACUGAACGGUCAACUGAGCGGCAAAUUAAGUGCCAACACAUCUCCCGUGACGAAUGGCAACUCAUGUAAUGACAAUACGGGUAAUGACGGUCUGGUGGCCCCCAAACAGGUGCUCUUCCCUCGCGAACGCAUUCUCUUGGAAUGGAAAGAGCCGCAUAAGAUUGGUUCCGGUCUCACAAAUCUGGGCAACACGUGUUUCCUCAAUAGCGUACUCCAGUGUUUGUCUUAUUCCCCGCCAUUAGUCAACUAUCUCUUGUACACCAACGAUCACAUGCAAAACAGAUGUACACAAGUGGUCCGCCAGACCCGCAGUAGUGUCGACGCCGUAAAGCCUUUUAACGUUUGCCGGCGCCUGAAGUCGAUCGCUAAACACUUCCAGUUGGGCCGUCAAGAGGACGCCCACGAGUUUCUCCGUUACGUCGUGGACAACAUGUGGAAGUCGUGUCUCAACUAUUACAACGUUCAGCACCAGAAACUGGAUCCCAAAAGCAAAGAGACGACAGCAAUCAAUCAGAUCUUCGGCGGCUAUCAUCGAAGUCAAGUGAUCUGUUUGUCCUGCAGUGCGAAGAGCAAUACAUACGACUAUUUCAUGGACUUUAUGCUCGACAUUAAAAACGUCAGUACUCUGGAGAAGGCGUUGGAGAAGUUCACGGCUCCGGAGAUACUCCAGAGUGAGAACGCCUAUAAGUGUACGCGUUGUAAACGGAAAGUGUUGGCCCGCAAACAGUUCACCAUAUAUUCUGCGCCAAAUGUGGCCACAUUUCAGUUCAAGCGUUUCGAUUACAACCGUAUAUUUGGCGGCAAAAUCACAAAACCGGUCACUUAUCCCGAGCGACUCAAUCUCAGGCCUUAUAUGUCUGAGGCUAAGGGUCCGCCCAUUAACUACAAACUGAGCUCCGUUUUAGUCCAUUUGGGUCCCACUUGUAAUUCGGGUCACUAUUUCUGUUACGUCCGCAACUCAAACAACUUCUGGUAUCUGAUGGACGACUCGCGUACGGUUCAAGUGAACCAAAACCAGGCGCUCAGCCAACAGGCGUACGUCCUUUUCUACGUACGCGUGGACACAGACUUUCACAAACCGGCGCCCGUUAUUAAUGGUAUCAAAAUAAAGCCGGCCCUCGGGCUGAGCCCUGAGCUGCAACGGCCCGAUCACAACCGGUUGGAGGCCUUUAAGAACCGGCAAAACAACGCGCCGACAACGAUACCCGUCCGAAAACCGGUUAUACCGCCGAUGAAUGCGCCGCAAACACCGCCGGAUCCGUCAAAAUCGGGACAAAAUCAGUUGAAACGCAAACAAAACUCCACCUCUAAGUCAAUGAAUAAUACCGUUAAUAACAAUAAUAGUAAUCACAUAACAAAAGGUUUAGUGCCUUACGCUAGCGAUUCAUCCGAUGAGGACAGCCCUAAACCUCCCGCCAGUGGCGCCAACGCCGCCGCCUCUUCUGUCAACCACUCCUCGCCCGCGACUCUUCAUAUGAAUGGCGGUCUUAAUAAUAGUAAUAAUAAUAACAACUCAUUCUGUGAUAAAUCAAUUAAUAAUAGUAACAAUCGGUUCUCGUUGUCGACGACCGCCGGUAACAAUUCGGGCGAUUCGUCGGAUAAGAGUCCGCAAAAGUCGAUGAAAUUAGAGAAUAUAUCGAUAAAAAUUAAGACAAACGCCAAUCAAAUCAUUCCAAACCCGAAACACAACAAAGGCUUCGCCAACAGUAAAUCUGUUGCUUCAAAUUGUGUGCCUUUGGCGCCGAUAACGUUGAAAGUAAAGGCGACCACCAGUUCAUUAAACAAAACUCCACCUCUAAGUUUAGUGCCUUACGCUAGCGAUUCAUCCGAUGAGGACAGCCCUAAACCUCCCGCCAAUGGCGCCAACGCCGCCGCCUCUUCUGUUAACCACUCCUCGCCCGCGACUCUUCAUAUGAAUGGCGGUCUUAAUAACAAUAAUAACAACUCAUUCUGUGAUAAAUCAAUUAAUAAUAGUAACAAUCGGUUCUCGUCGACGACCGCCGGUAACAAUUCGGGCGAUUCGUCGGAUAAGAGUCCGCAAAAGUCGAUGAAAUUAGAGAAUAUAUCGAUAAAAAUUAAGACAAACGCCAAUCAAAUCAUUCCAAACCCCAAACACAACAAAGGCUUUGCCAACAGUAGUAAUAAUAAUAAACAUUUGAAUAAUAAUUUACAAAACCAUACCUCAGAAUCUGUUGCUUCAAAUUGUGUGCCUUUGGCGCCGAUAACGUUGAAAGUAAAGGCGACCACCAGUUCAUGGCAUGUGGUCGAGAGCUGUGCCCUCCGGUCGCCGUCGAUCACAUCCAAUUCGAGCACAAAUAGUGUCAACUCUACGACAAACGAGUGGUCGGUCUCCGACUGUAAGCCCGAAUUCUCAGGGACUCCGCGUUCGAAGCAUAAGCACCGCAAUGGCAAACACCAGACGCCCAACGGAUGUCCCGCUACUGUCAACGGGACGGUCAGUACUCCCGUGUCGAGCGCUAAACACAGAUUGUCUCAAAUCGAGCCAAAUAGCGGCAAAACAGCUCAGAACCCGUCCAACAUCUUCUCUUCGGCCGCCUUAUCGGCAGUCAACACAUCCGCUCAGUUGUCUGUUAAUCAUUUGAAGGAUAAUUUUGAUGAUAGAAGUUAUUCAAACAAAUCGGUGACGGAUUCGCCGCCAAAACGUUUGUCACCCAAAAAGUUGGACUCAAGACAAUCGGAAAAUAGUAAUUCGUUCGCCGAAUCCUCUGCGGACAGUCAUCAGCGACGGGACAGUCAUUUUGACCGCCGAAGCAUUAGUUCGCACCGGAGUUCGAAUGACAGCACAAACGAUCAUAAAAUGUCUAAAAAACACGACAGAAGUCACUCGAAGUCGGCCAACAAUAGCGAUGCGGACGACGACAAGAAUACCGGUAGUCAUCAUAAGCACGAGAAACGGAAAAAGCGUAAACACAGCGCCGAAGAACGGCGAUUGUCCAGCGGUUCCGACGACUCCUCCAGUGAUGAGAAGAAACACAAGAAGAAAAAGAAGAAGAAGAAUAAGAAAUCGAAGAAAAAGAAACACAAAAAGCGUGACCACUCGUCGGGAAGCGAAUCCGAUGCCGAUUCGGACGCAAAUCAAUUGCAAUGGAUUGAGAGGACCAAAGAGACGGUCGAAAAGGAGAGAGACAUCACUGCCGUUAGUAAACCAGAACCUUAUGUGAGAAAAUGGGACGAAAAUGUCUACGAUUUGGCCAAAAAGAAGCGAAUCGAUGGCUCCGGCGAUGCGCCCAAUCAUUUGAAUUCGAUGCCACUGAAGGCACCGAUUGUGGCCAACGAUGUCCACAACGAUACGGUCAACGGUCUCUUGAAGGACAGUCACCGCGGGUUUGGGGAUAAAGUGAAUUCCUGGACCGGCGGGCCCUCCACUUUGGACACCUCUAUCGGCGGUGAGAAACGAUUUGUUAAUGAUUUUGACGACGAGGACUACAAUGAAGAGUUUGAUAGGGGAAAGACGAAGAAAGUGAAGCUAAAACACAAUGAGAAAUAUCAACACCAGAUGAAUGGCAAUCCAUUUCAAAAGAUCGCGUCCGAAAAGCAUAGAUUUAACGGCGAUUUCAAUCGAAACCAUAAUAACAAUAGUAAUCAUAAAGAUAUUGACCGAAAUAUGGGUAACAAUUUGGACAAAUCGUGGGAUAAAUCAUACCAUAAGCAGCGCUACGAUCACCACAACUCCGAGCGAAGGCAU
This is a messenger RNA of Medioppia subpectinata, 8217 nucleotides long. Lineage: Eukaryota; Metazoa; Arthropoda; Arachnida; Sarcoptiformes; Oppiidae. The record is from the annotation of a GenBank genome assembly.